AUGGUCUCUCUUUUGAACAAUUUAGGUUCUUUUGAAUCGGUAUUGUUUCAAGAGAAUUUAAUUUCUGAUGAACUUCAGAAUGCAUUCGCUUCUAAACCACAACAAGAUGAUGAUGCUAGGUUUGGUGGCAUGUCUUCAAUCAGUCUUCUCAGAAUGACGUCUUGUUCUGUACUAAAAGAUCUGCAGAAAUCACUGGAACGACUUGGCCUUCCAAGUGUUUUGAACCCAUCUGCUAUUAAGGAAUUUUGUUUUGAAAGAGCAUCUCUAAUAUUCUGUACUACUUCAAAUUCCUACAAGUUGCUUACCACUAAAAUGUCGCCUCUGAACUUAUUGGUCAUAGACGAGGCUGCUCAAUUGAAAGAGGCUGAGUCGACCAUUCCUCUUCAACUUCCGGGAAUAAAGCAUGUUAUUCUCAUUGGCGAUGAGUGUCAAUUACCUGCAAUGGUCAAGAGCAAUGUUUCUAGUGGAUCAUGCUUUGGAAGAAGUUUAUUUGAAAGAUUAAGUUCUCUGGGUUAUCCUAAACAUCUUCUUAAUGUUCAAUACAGAAUGCAUCCUUCAAUAAGUUUUUUCCCAAAUUGGAAAUUCUAUCAGUCUCAGAUCCUCGAUGGAGAAAACGUAACUUCUAAUAGCUACAUAAAACAAUAUCUGUCAGGACCAAUGUUUGGUCCGUAUUCAUUUAUAAAUGUUGUAGGUGGAAAAGAAGAAAGGGAUGAUGAUGGACAAAGUCUAAGAAAUAUGGUUGAGGUGGCUCUUGUGAUUAAAAUAGUGCAGAGUCUUUAUAGAGCCUGCCAUGACUCCAAAGAGAAGGUUAGCAUUGGUGUUGUAUCUCCUUAUGCUUCUCAAGUUGCGACAAUUCAAGAAAAACUUGCUUGCAAGUACGAGAAACUUGAUGGGUUUUCUGUAAAGGUGAAGUCAAUUGACGGGUUCCAAGGUGGAGAAGAAGACAUCAUUAUAUUAUCUACUGUAAGAUCCAAUGAGCGUGGAUCUGUUGGCUUUAUAUCUAGCUCUCAAAGAAUGAAUGUUGCGUUGAGCCGAGCUCGACACUGUCUUUGGAUACUUGGCAAUGAACGGACUUUGGUUAAAAGUGAAUCCGUGUGGGGAGAACUAGUCUGUGAUGCAAGAAACAGACAUUGUUUCUUCGAUGCCGAUGCUGAUUCAUUCUUAAAGAUGACCAUAAUAUCUGUAAAGAAGGAGCUAGAACAGCUUGAUGAUCUCGUUAACGAAAAUAGUGUACUUUUCAAAGAUGCAAAGUGGAAGGUACUCAUUAGUGAUGACUUCAGGAGAUCAUUUGGAAAGCUGACCUCUUCUCGCAUGAAGAAGAUGGUUUUAAAUCUUUUAUUGAAACUUUCUGGUGGAUGGCGCCCCAAGAGCACUAGUGUAGACUUGUAUCUUGAAAAUUCUAGUCAAAUUUUGAAAAAGUUUAAGGUUGAAGGACUCUAUGUUAUAUGCACUAUUGAUAUUGUCAAGGAAUUUCGAUACAUACAAGUUUUAAAGGUUUGGGAUUUAUUAUCCUUAGAGGAGAUCCCAAAACUGACAAAAAGGCUCGAAAGCCUAUUUACUUCGUACACAGAUGAUUAUAUUACUCAUUGUACAACAAGAUGUCUGGAGGGGAAAUUGGAAGUUCCCCAGAGUUGGGAACCAUCACAAGAUAUUAUCCGUUUUCGUACACUAUGUAACCUCAAAGAUGGCAGUGAAGUGAGUUCAAAUGCUGGUGAUGGUAGCAGCUACAUCGAGAACUCAAAAGUGAGUGAAAGCUUGUUGCUUACGAAGUUCUACUUGUUGUCAUCAGGAGUGGUGAACCAUUUGCUUUGUGACAGUAAACUUGAUCUACCAAUGCAAGUCACUGAUGAACAGAUGGACAUAAUUUUAUUUGGAAAAACAUCUUUUAUAAUUGGACGAUCAGGAACCGGCAAAACCACUAUAUUGACAAUGAAGUUGUUCCAAAACGAACAAAGUUUUCUUGUUGCUUCGGAAGGGUUUAAUGUAGAAGAUGGCAUCCAAGUCGGGGAUACCGACGUUGUUGUUUGUAGAGAAGAAAGCAAAAUAACUGUUCUGCGCCAGCUGUUUGUUACAGUCAGCCCAAAACUGUGUUAUGCUGUGAAGCAACAUCUUUCAGAUCUUAUAGGUAAGGCAAGCGCCGGGAAUUCAUCAACAGAGAUUAAUAUUGAUGCAGAGGUCUCAGCGGAUUUCAGUGAUAUCCCUGACACAUUUGUUGAUAUUCCCAAGAAAAUGUACCCUCUCGUUAUAACAGUUCAUAAGUUUCUAAUGAUGUUGGAUGGAACAUUGGGGAAUUCGUUCUUUGAAAGAUUUCACGAGGCAAGAGUACUUUCGCGUGGUAACCAAAUAAGUUCGAGAUCUGUUGUCUUGGAAACUUUCAUAAGAUCAAGGGAAGUCACAUUUGAAAGAUUUUGUUCACUUUACUGGCCCCGGUUUAAUUCAAAUCUUACAAAGAAGCUUGAUCCUUCUACAGUGUUCACUGAAGUUAUUUCUCAUAUAAAAGGAGGCUUGUUAGCAGGAGAAAGCUGUGAUGGAAAAUUGAGCUUUGAAAAUUACUCUUUGUUGUCGGAAGGUCAUACAUCUACAUUAACAAGAGAGAAAAGGGAGACUGUUUAUUCCAUCUUUCAAGCCUAUGAGAAGAUAAAAUCCUCAAGAGGAGAAUUUGAUUUGGGAGAUUUAGUGAAUGACCUUCAUCGCCGGCUUCAAACUGGGAAUUAUGAAGGUGACCAGAUUGAUUUUGUUUAUAUUGAUGAGGUGCAAGAUCUGAGUAUGAGGCAGAUUUCCCUUUUUAAAUACAUUUGCCAAAAUGUUGAUGAAGGUUUUAUAUUUGCUGGUGAUACCGCGCAGACCAUAGCAAAAGGGAUUGAUUUUAGGUUCCAAGAUAUACGGUCUCUUUUCUACAAAGAGUUUAUAAACAACGGAUUAGUUGGGAAAGAAAAGAAAGGUCAUGUAUCCAAGAUUUUUCAACUGAAACAGAAUUUCAGGACUCAUGCUGCUGUGCUUGGCUUAUCUCAGAGUGUCGUUGAUAUUCUUUACUGUUACUUUGAUUAUGCAAUUGAUAUUUUAGAGCCUGAGACCAGUCUUAUAUCUGGGGAACUUCCUGUUUUGCUCGAGUCUGGCGAUGAUGAAAAUGCAUUAGCGACCAUCUUUGGUGGCACAAGAACUGGUGGACAAAUUGUUGGUUUUGGUGCCGAACAGGUGAUAUUGGUACGCGAUAAUUGUGUGAAGACAGAAAUUUGUGAGUAUGUUGGAAAACAUGCGCUUGUUCUCACAAUAGUGGAGUGUAAGGGUCUUGAAUUUCAGGAUGUGUUACUGUACAACUUUUUUGGGUCAUCCCCUCUUAAAGAGCAGUGGAGAGUAAUAUACGCGUACAUGAAGGAACAGAAUCUGCUUGAUGAAAAACUCCUCUUUCUUUCCCGAGCUUCAGUGAGGCAAAACAUAAUAUCUUGUGUUCAGAACUGA
Erigeron canadensis is the source of this 3459-nucleotide messenger RNA. RefSeq lists its product as uncharacterized. Bases 1 to 3459 code for a protein of 1152 amino acids. The record is from RefSeq and is a predicted model, not a curated record. The transcript has 8 exons. NCBI's taxonomy places the organism in Eukaryota, Viridiplantae, Streptophyta, Magnoliopsida, Asterales, Asteraceae. Gene Ontology annotation, molecular function: helicase activity; ATP binding.